CUUAGCCUAAGGAGAGCACAGAUGCUUCACAUCCAUUAUCUUUCUUAUUUCAAACAACUCUGCCACUUGGGGUGGUCAGGAUUUCUAAUCUCGACAUUAUAUAUUAGGUGACCGAGAUCCAGAAAGGACAAGGUCCACCAGGAAGCUGGAUGCAGAGUCAGGAGGGCUGCAGUGGAAGCCAAGGCCCGUUGGAGAUCUCUAGGGGCGCCUACUCUGGGGAGGAUGAGGAGGCAUACUCGGUGGAACCGUUGCCAGAGCUCUGCUACAAGGCGGAUGUCCAGGCCUUCAGUAGGGCCUUCCAACCCAGUGUCUCCCUGGUAGUGGCUGCACUGGGUCUGGCUGGCAAUGGCCUGGUCCUGGCCACCCACCUGGCAGCCCGACGUGCUGUCCGUUCGCCCACUUCUGCCCACCUGCUCCAGCUGGCCCUGGCCGACCUUCUGCUGGCCCUCACCCUGCCCUUUGCUGCAGCUGGGGCUCUGCAGGGCUGGAGUCUGGGAAGUGCCACCUGCCGAGCCAUCUCAGGCCUCUACUCAGCCUCCUUCCACGCCGGCUUCCUCUUCCUGGCCUGUAUCAGCGCCGACCGCUACGUGGCCAUCACACGGGCCCUCCCCGCGGCACCCAGGCCCUCUGCCCCCGGCCGCGCGCACAUGGUCUCGGCCAUCGUGUGGCUGCUGUCGCUGCUUCUGGCGCUGCCUGCUCUCCUUUUCAGCCAGGACGGGCCGCGGGAAGGCCAGCGGCGCUGCCGUCUCGUCUUCCCCGAGGGCCUCACGCAGACGGUGAAGGGGGCAAGCGCCGUGGCGCAGGUGGCCUUGGGCUUCGCGCUGCCGCUGGCCGUCAUGGCCUCCUGCUACGCGCUCCUGGGCCGCACGCUGCUGGCCGCCAGGGGGCCCGAGCGCCGGCGUGCGCUGCGCGUCGUUGUGGCCCUGGUGGUGGCCUUCGUGGUGCUGCAGCUGCCCUACAGUCUCGCCCUGCUACUGGAUACGGCGGACCUACUGGCUGCCCGCGAGCGAAGCUGCCCUGCCAGCAAGCGCAAGGAUCUGGCACUGCUGGUGACCGGAGGGUUGGCCCUGGCCCGCUGCGGCCUCAACCCCGUGCUCUACGCCUUUUUGGGCCUGCGCUUCCGCCAGGACCUGCGGAGGCUGCUGCGGGGUGGGAGCUGCAGCCCAGGGCCUCACCCCCGCGGCCGCUGCCCCCGCCGGCCCCGCCUCUCUUCCUGUUCGGCUCCCACUGAGACCCACAGUGUCUCCUCCUGGGACUACUAGGGCUGCGAAUCAAGGCGGGGAGGGCGGGAUUCCAGGGAGGGUAGUGGGAAAGGGGAGAAGGUGGGGGAACACUGAGAAGGAGGUAGGGACCUAAAGGAAGUGCUUCUGUACUUUGCCAUAUUAAAUUGAUAACAUGGAAAUGAGAUGCAA
Molecule: messenger RNA, 1412 nt
Organism: Ailuropoda melanoleuca (giant panda)
Lineage: Eukaryota; Metazoa; Chordata; Mammalia; Carnivora; Ursidae
Gene: CCR10
Product: C-C motif chemokine receptor 10
Exons: 2
Coding region: 150-1262 (370 amino acids)
Biological process (GO): cell chemotaxis; G protein-coupled receptor signaling pathway; calcium-mediated signaling
Cellular component (GO): external side of plasma membrane; membrane
Molecular function (GO): C-C chemokine binding; C-C chemokine receptor activity
Source: RefSeq, a predicted model, not a curated record